Messenger RNA from Amphiprion ocellaris (clown anemonefish), 2099 nucleotides. RefSeq lists its product as uncharacterized. NCBI's taxonomy places the organism in Eukaryota, Metazoa, Chordata, Actinopteri, Pomacentridae. The record is from RefSeq and is a predicted model, not a curated record. Bases 197 to 619 code for a protein of 140 amino acids. The transcript has 6 exons.
UAACUCUGACCGAGGUCUUUCUGUUGGGACUCUAGCCUGGGAAGGACGCAUCAGUGGUUAUUAUGAAACGUUAAACUAAGAGUAAUUACAGUGAAGUAACAAGUAUCGAUCAGAAAGCAGUGAACUUUUGAGGAGCGUGUAAAAGCAGAAGACACAGCUCGUGUAAAUCAACAGAGCAGAAUUGUUCUUGAUUAAGAUGACUCACCUGAAGCGUUUUCAAGGAAUUCCCAUGUCGAAGUCAAUGCGGAGUUUGUGUAAAGAGGAAGACUAUGCAUUUCUGGGAAAGUCAGAAAGCACGACAAAAGAAACAACAGAGGGAGCGGCAGCUUUGGAGGACGACUGGAGAGACAGAAAGGAGGAGAGGGUCCGUCGGCGACUGGAGAGAGAGCAGCAGGAAAAAGACAGACUCAGAGAGAUAGAGGAGAGGAAGAAGGAGAAAGAGCAGCAGUGGCGGACUCAUGUGGCAGAAGUGAGCUCCAGCCAGGAGAAGACUCUGCAGGACAGACUGGCAAGACUCCGGAGAUUCAGGGAGUUCCAGAAAAAAGUGUUAGGAGAGGAUUCUGGGAUGGAGGGCGAGGCAGCCGGACUUACAGUCAAUAAACUCCUCACCAGGAUGUAGAGGCACUACAUGACACUUGGAAAGAGGAGUGGCCAGAAAUAUGUUAGCAGCAACACUAAUACUGAGCUAACUGAUGAAAGUGGUUGCAAUCUUUCGAAGCUGGCAGUAGCUUAAUGUUUUGCUUCUUUUUGGGAUUGUUGCAUGUCUUGUUUUUCUCACUUGAGUGUUUUAAAAUCACAUUAUAUAGCAGAGACUAUAAUGAGCGACUGACUCACCGUUAUGUAACAUUGUAGUGUUUCCGUGUUUACCUAAAACAAGGAUUUGCCACUGUAGGCUGCUGCUUGCUUUUAAAAAUAAAACACUUCUGCAAAAGGAAUCAAAAAAGCUGAUGUGGCAUUCUUUCUAAUGCAAACUGUGCAAAGAAUAAACCAGAGCUAUAACAGCCAAAGUAUCUCUGGCAUUGUUAAAGUUCAGGCUGCCACACUUUUACUGCAACACUUUUGCUCCAGGACAUCUAAGUAAAUAACUUUAUCUUGGUUUCAAAAAGUCAUUUUCAGUGAAUCUGAUUUUCGAGGGAUUUUUGAAGGAUUGCUAUUAUCUAGCAGUACAAGCAGCUACAGUAGACUCCAACUCCAACAAACUGUCAGGGUCCCUGCCUGGCCUCCCCUCUCUGUGCUCUUCCUCUCUUUCUCUCCUUCUUUUCCUCUCUCCCUCCCUCCUUCUCUCCUCUCUCAUGCUGUCUCUGCUCCUCUGCCUGUCGGUGCCUCCUCCUCUUGUUCCACUCCUGGCUGCUGGUACUCAGUUCUCAUCUGGAACAGCUGCUGGACCAGCACACCUGCAAAACAUCACCACCAACUACUACACAGCAAUGAAGCCUGGUUUUGGACUCCACUCGGCACCAGAUCGUAGCAUCAGCUGUCAGUCGGUCAGGUAGUAUGACACGUUUUGCAGUUCUGUUUGAGGUCUGCACUCCUCAGUUCUGUCAACUGCACUAUCCAGUUAUGCCCAACUCCGUGAGCCGUCGCUGCAGCCCUCCUCCCCUGCAGUCCGAUGAGGACUUGGACCCCCAUGUUCCGCCCGGCCCACAUCUGGGCCAGUUGACAUACCACCUCCACCCCCGAACAGGAUCUGGACCACGUUUAUUCCACCUGACCCGGCCGCCUCGCUGGUUGACCUGGACCCUCCUCCUGAAGAUGACCCGGCUAACUCCCUGGCUUUCUCUCCGGUCUCCACCGCAGCUCUCCGUCGCAUGUCCUGCAGCGCCGGCAUGUGUCUUCUGGACGGCCGGUCCCCUGAGCCUGCCUGUCCCCCUCAAUUCCCAUUAGUUUCUUCUUGUGAGUUUUGUUGAGUUUGAAUUUCAGUCCGUGUUGUGAGUUUGUUUAGUUGUUAUCUUAUCUGUUGUUAGUUUAGAGUUCUGUUUAGCUCUUAGUUAAAUCCCUUUAGUUUUACCUGGAGUUUGGUUGUUUAGUUUUCCCCUUAGCCUGUCAGUUCUGUUUGUAUCUUUGAUUAGUGUUAUAAUAAAAACCUUUGUUUAUUGGAA